AUGACUGGAUCCUCAUGUACCAUCAACUUACUGCAGCAUCACAGUGGAGUGUACUGGUGUGAGUCUGGAUCAGGAGAUUUCAGCAACGCAGUCAACAUCACUGUACAGAAUUAUGAUGGUUUUAUCCUGGUGAGCCCCGUCCAUCCUGUGACUGAGGGAGAUCCUGUUACUCUGAGCUGCAGAGAUAAACAACAAAAGCUGCUCUCCAAGGUGUUUUUCUAUCACAAUGACAAACUGCUCCACAAUGACAACAGAGAGGAGCUGAACAUCUCUGUAGUGUCAAAGUCACACGAAGGUUUCUACAAGUGUCAACAUUCAGGAAAGGAGUCACCACAGAGCUGGAUGGCUGUUAGAGAGUCUCUGUCAAGUCCUGUCAGCUCUUCAUUUUCUGUGAUGUUGAUCCUUGGUCCAAUUAUUGGAGUCAUGCUCAUUAUUCUCCUGCUCUUGUUGUGGUACUACAGACAGUCCAAAGAUCUGUUCUUUCCCAGGUCAGAAAGAAACAACCAGAGGUCCACCACAUAUAAUGGAGUAGAGACUGAAAUCAGUGAAUAUAGCUCUCCUCUUCAGGAUGAUGUUCUCUAUGCAUCAGUCAAUGAUUCUCCAGCCACUGAAACUGAUGAACAAGAAAGAAUGACAUACUCCAUCAUUAAAUCGAAAACAUUUAGGGGAAAGGAGAGACCUCGCGAACCAGAGGAGUGCGUUAUUUACUCUGAAGUGAAACCAGCAGUUGCAGAACUCACUCCAAUGUAUGCUGAAAUCAACCAUAAGAAUAAAGCCAAACAAAAAGAAUAAAGAGAAGUCGAAACCUGCAGCAACAGAUGAAUCAGUUUAUUCUGAAGUCAAAUAAGCAACAACUCUGGAUAUUGAAUCUGGUUCUUAGGCUGCAUGAUGUGCUGGUUUAGUCUGUAUUGUUGUGCAAGAGUUACGCUGUGAAACGAUUUUGUAAACUACUAUAUGCUUAAUGUACGAUCAACAUUUUAGGCACAAGCUUAAGGUUUUUAAGAUC
Fundulus heteroclitus (mummichog) is the source of this 1006-nucleotide messenger RNA. RefSeq lists its product as uncharacterized. NCBI's taxonomy places the organism in Eukaryota, Metazoa, Chordata, Actinopteri, Cyprinodontiformes, Fundulidae. The record is from RefSeq and is a predicted model, not a curated record. Gene Ontology annotation, molecular function: transmembrane signaling receptor activity. Gene Ontology annotation, biological process: cell surface receptor signaling pathway. The transcript is spliced from 10 exons. The coding region runs from base 1 to 792 and encodes 263 amino acids.